UGGGUUUGGGUUGGGAUGGGAUAGAUGGUUGACGGACAUGGCAUGACAUGGAUGAACAGGACAGGUCUUUUUUGGGGGGCGUUCUUUGGGGGUUUUCGGGGUUAUGAUUUAUGAUCUGGGUUUGGGUUGGGGUGCGAGGUGUGGAUAAUGACGAUGUCUUCGAUUCUUGCGUUCGUUUGGGGUAUUUUUACAUACUUACAUAUAUACGUAUUUUAUAUAUUUGUUUAUUAGAUGUUGCAAUCAAUUGCUUUGUUCUUUUUGCUGGGUUUUGCACGGACGUGUGUGGAGUCCAAGUGCUGAUGUCUUUUCGUACUUUGGUCAUUGAAAGGUGAUUUGCUUUGCAAUAACUUUCAUUAUUAUAGUUCGAAGUGCUUUUGUCGUGUUAAUACUUUGGUUUAUGAAAAGUUCCG
This is a messenger RNA of Mollisia scopiformis, 410 nucleotides long. RefSeq lists its product as uncharacterized. Lineage: Eukaryota; Fungi; Ascomycota; Leotiomycetes; Helotiales; Mollisiaceae. The transcript has a single exon. The record is from RefSeq and is a predicted model, not a curated record. The coding region runs from base 111 to 332 and encodes 73 amino acids.